AGAUGACUGAAGAGGAACAGUUUGCACUGGCCCUGAAAAUGAGUGAGCAAGAAGCCAGACAAGUGAAUUGUCAGGAAGAGGAAGAGGAGGAGCUCUUGAGGAAGGCCAUUGCUGAGAGCCUUCAUAGCUGUCGGCCCUCAGACUCUUCUGAUGCAACCCCUCAGCUGUCUGCAGAAGUGCUGGGCGCACGAGGCCAAGGCCAGCCCGCUGAGAAAGAAGGCUCUGAGAUCCUGGGAGGUCUGGCGCUUUGCCCUGGCACCCCUCGCUCCGAGUGCAGCUCCCACUCACAGAGCGCCAGAGCUGAUGGGAGCGGACAGAUGGAUGUCGCCCGAAGCCCCCUGGUAGUGCUGAGGAGGUUAAGCCAGGAAAUCGUUGAAAGCUCACUAGCAUCCAGCAUAAUCGUGACUCCAGGGAAGGGCCAGCCUGUGACAAGGUCAAGUGAAAAGCCUUCCUCACCAGCAAAAAGUGAUUCUAGUAUCAUGUUACCCAGCACUCUCGAAGAGAACCUCAUCUCUUUGAGUCCCACCUUUGGCAGGGUGACUUCAGGCUCCUGGCGACUGACACCUCGGAGACUGUUCACAAGCCCCUCCAGCUCUUCUGAAGCAACAGGCCACGAACCAGAAGAGCAGCCCCUGCCCUGCACUGGCCGUUCUGUGGGAGAAGCUGGUGCUGAGAGCUCAGCCACAGUCUGGAAGAGCUGGACUGUGGAACAGCGUGACAGCCCCCGGAGGAGUGGUGGGGGGGCAGAUGCCAAGCACACUUUGCAGGCCAGGCACACCACCAAAGCCUGUGUUUCCACAGAGCAAGCAGAGCAGAACGAGGUGCCUGACAGUACCCCUGAGCUUUGCGUACUGAAUGCAGCAGAGGAGAAGCACAAGCAGGAGGAGGCGAGGGACACAGUGCACUAUUACUGGGGCGUUCCCUUCUGCCCCAAAGGAGUGGACCCCAACCAGUACACCAAAGUCAUCUUGUGUCAGCUGGAGGUUUACCAGAAGAGCCUGAAGCAGGCUCAGAGGCAGCUAUUGCAUAAGAAGGAGUUUGGUAACCCAGUUGUGCCCAGUUCUUCCUUGAACCAAAAUGAGCCUGGGAAAGGAGAGCAGAUAAGCAGGGAGAACGGGGUUGCCGAUGAUACGGAAGAUGGAGACCCAGAUGGCCAGAAGGAGUCUGAGAGCAUCACCUGGCUCCUCCCUUCAAAGAGAAGGGAGGCAGAGAGUCCAGGGCCCAGUAUGGAAGAGAAGAACUCCACUGAUGAUGAUGAACCGACCACAAGCUACUGCCAG
This is a messenger RNA of Merops nubicus (carmine bee-eater), 1280 nucleotides long. It is a transcript of the gene UIMC1, whose product is annotated as ubiquitin interaction motif containing 1. Gene Ontology annotation, molecular function: histone binding; K63-linked polyubiquitin modification-dependent protein binding. The annotation marks the transcript as partial. NCBI's taxonomy places the organism in Eukaryota, Metazoa, Chordata, Aves, Coraciiformes, Meropidae. Gene Ontology annotation, cellular component: BRCA1-A complex. The record is from RefSeq and is a predicted model, not a curated record. Gene Ontology annotation, biological process: double-strand break repair; positive regulation of DNA repair. The transcript has 2 exons.